Molecule: messenger RNA, 809 nt
Organism: Durio zibethinus
Lineage: Eukaryota; Viridiplantae; Streptophyta; Magnoliopsida; Malvales; Malvaceae
Source: RefSeq, a predicted model, not a curated record
AUGGAACUUGAAGGUUGCCUUUCUUCAGCUUUUCAGUUGAAAUUGCAGAAUGAAGAGAUUUCUGUGAUGUCACUACUAUUGAAGUCAGGAAUGUCCGAGGCUCAACUGAAAUUUGCAAAUGUUGAGACUGAGCUGGCUUUCCAUGAGAAAGAGAGGGUAGAGAAUCUUUCUACUCUGAGGCAGCAGCUGGAGAUGAGAAAUAAUGCUCUGGCCAAUGCUCAGAGAGACAUUGCAGAAGAACGUGAGAGGAUAGCAAUUUUAUCCAGGAGGGUUGAUACCUUAGAUCAACUUGAGGAUAAGCAUAAGCUAAUGGAGAAAGAGCUCUAUAGAUGCAAAGAUAUGAUCGAGGAAUCAUCCAGGUGUCAACUUCGGUUGAAAGAGCAAGCUUUGCAGGUGGACAAUGAUUCAAAGAAAAAAUUAGAGAAGUCUGUGAUGCUUUAGAUGUGGUGAAUUCUGAACCGGCGGAAGAACGGGAGAAGCUACCAUCUUUGUUAAGGAGAGUUGAGUCCUUGGAUCUUAUUGAAGGACAGCGGCUCCUAAUGCAGAAAGAGCUUGAGAGGUGUAAAGAAAGGGUUGAGGAAGCAUCUAGGUGUCAAAUACACUUGGAAGAGCAAGCUUUGCAGAUGGAAAGUGAAUCCAGAGAGAAACUUUGAGAAGUUUUUGAUGCUUUAGAAUCAGCAAAAUCUGAAUUGACUAAAUAACGAGAGAGGACAGCUUCUUUGAUGAAGAGCGUUGAGUCUUUAGAUCAAAUUAAAGAGCAGUGGCUCCAGACACAGAAAUAGCUUGAGAAGUAUAAGGAAAAGCUUGAA